CACCCCUAAAACCAAGACAGACCAAGACAGACUCGAAAAUGGGCUUGCCAGAUCAUGGUCGAAUCGAGCAGAACUAAGCGCAGAGAAGGGGAAACGACGGGGCACGCACGGCCUUCCACCGGCGAAGCCGCAGCCAUGGCGUUAUCCAUUUCCGCCUCUACGUGGCCGGCGCCGCUCCGUCGGGGGCCAUCCUCGGCCCAUCACGCGCAACAGCGCCGGAGCGGACCGCCCAGGCCCAGAGGGCAUUUAUCCUGCACGGCCCCGUUUGUCCCCGAGGUGUCGGAGGCGUUGGAAACGCUGUAUUCGGAAUUCAGGGCGGUGGAUAACAUGGUGGCUCAUAACUCCGCCCGGGUUCUUAAGGCUUUCAAGAACGCCCGGGUUGGACCGCAUCACUUCGGUGGCUGUACAGGAUAUGGCCAUGAUGAUGGUGGAGGGCGUGACGCCCUGGAUUGUGCUUUUGCUGAAAUUGUUGGUGCAGAAUCAGCGAUUGUUCGCUCACAGGUUCUCUCUCUGCUUAACUUUUCGUUGACGACAAUGAGCUUAUAUUGAUGAAUG
Molecule: messenger RNA, 555 nt
Organism: Ananas comosus (pineapple)
Lineage: Eukaryota; Viridiplantae; Streptophyta; Magnoliopsida; Poales; Bromeliaceae
Exons: 3
Coding region: 55-549 (164 amino acids)
Source: RefSeq, a predicted model, not a curated record